GAUGGCUAUGCGUGAAUAACCUUGUCCAUAUAGAAUCAUAGAUGAUUUUGGAGGAGCCUUCUCAAUGGGAUGUUUUGCUGGAUGCAUUUUUUAUUUCCUAAAGGGAAUGUCUUUUGCUCCUAAAAAAGAAAGAUUUUUUGGAGGAAUCUAAUUAUUAAAAAGAAGAGCUCCUAUUUUAGGAGGAUCUUUUGCUUUAUGGGGUGGGUUAUUCAGCAUCACUGAUUGUACUCUUAUGCAUUUGAGAAAUCAAUAAGAUUUUAUUAAUCCAAUUGUUGCAGGUGCAUUUACUGGAGGGUUUUUAGCCAUAAGAGGUAUUCACUUUCAACAUCAUUUAUAGCUGGAACAAGAAUUGCUAUGAGAAAUGCUAUUUUUGGUGGGAUUAUUCUAGGAUUUAUUUAAUUGGCAGAAAUAGGAAUGUUAAAGAUGUAAAUGAGAGAAGAAAUGAAAAGGAUGUAAUAAUAAUAAUAACAAUAAAUGGCUGAAAUGUAAGAAAUGAUGGAAAUGUAAACUAAUAGAGCUAAUAAAAAAUAAUAACCUAAAGUUGAAAAGUAUUGAAA
Paramecium pentaurelia is the source of this 557-nucleotide messenger RNA. The record is from the annotation of a GenBank genome assembly. NCBI's taxonomy places the organism in Eukaryota, Ciliophora, Oligohymenophorea, Peniculida, Parameciidae.